Messenger RNA from Acanthosepion pharaonis, 501 nucleotides. NCBI's taxonomy places the organism in Eukaryota, Metazoa, Mollusca, Cephalopoda, Sepiida, Sepiidae. The record is from the annotation of a GenBank genome assembly.
AUGAACCCAUUUUAUUCCCCGAAAUCUUCCAAAUAUGACACAGUAUAUGACGAAGUUUUAUUUAUACAGCUCUUUCUUUCUUUCUUUUUUCUUUCUUUUCUUUUCUCGUCUUUCUUUCUUUCUUUUUUCUUUUCUUUUCUCGUCUUUCUUUCUUUCGUUCUUGUCUUUCUUUCUUGUCUUUCUUUCUUUCUUUCUUUCUUUCUUUCUUUCUUUCUUUCUUUACCAUUAUCUUUUCUUUUUUUCGUUCUUUUCUUGUCUUUCUUUUUCUUUCCUUCUUUCUUUCUUCACCAUUUUUCUAUACUUUUCUUAUUUUCCCCUUUACCGAAUUUAUAUUAUCAAUAUUUUUCUUCACUCCAUUCUCCCUCCAAUUAUUUCCAUAACUUAACCUCCUCCUCUUUCUCAUCAUCCCUAAACUCUUUUAAAUCAUUAUACGUCUUUCCUUGUUUUCAUUUUUCUUACUGUUAUCAUCAAAUUUAUCUCCUCUUCCUCCUACUUUUGUAA